AUGCCGUCUACCAAACGACGGCUGCUGUCCGACACGGCCGAUUCCGACUGCAUCCCCAACAAGCGGCAGCGCACGGCUCCCCCUCGCAGCACGACACCACCACAAUCCGCGUCCGCUUCCCGAGACCUUUUCGCCCGCCUGUCCGACGAGAUCUUCAUCCGCAUCCUGUCCUACAUGAAUCCGCGCGCGCUCCUCGACAUCAGCCUCGUCUCGAAGCGCUUCCACGCCGUGGCGUCCGACUCCCAGCUCUGGCGGCCGCACUACUACCACCGCUUCGUGCAGCCGCGCGUGCAGCUCAUACCGGGCUUCAAGACACGCGAGGCCUCGGACGCGAAGCGCUCUGCCCCGCGGAGCGACGCCGCCACGUGGCGCAAGCCCGCGUCCACCAAGCGCUGGAACGCCGCGCGGGAGCAGGUCGUCGACUUUGUGGACUGGAAGAAGCAGUACCGUCUGCGCCAUAACUGGGCGGGCGGCCGCUGCGCCGUGGAGCAGGUCGAGGUCCGCGCCUUGGACGACAAGAUGGCCGCCGUCGCGCCGCCCGAGUGGCAGACGCUCGUCAAGGUGGUCGAGGGCAUUGCCGUCACGGCAGACGCCGUAUCCGGCCUGCGCGCCUGGGAUCUGCGCACGAGACAGACCAUUGCGCAGGCCUCGUUAAAGGCAGAACUCUCAACGCGACUGCGGCCAACUUGCCUGGCUGUGGACGAUGCUCGCCUCGGCAGGGGCCAGGUUGAUGUCGCGGUGGGGUUCGAGGAUGGCACUUCUGGCGUUUGGCGGCUCGACGCUCAUCGAAACACCAUGAGGUUACUCUUUCGCCAGGAAAAAGGCUUCUUGGGCAGCCUGCUUUCCAUUGCCUACGGAUACCCCUAUUUACUCACGGCUACAAAGCUGGGCUUUAUUGCCUUGUAUACUUUUAAUAACCUCACCACCGAGAACAUCUCUGAAGCUGGCGACGACACCGACAACGAAGCUGCGCCGGAAGCAGCUACACAAUCCCCUGACGAUGCAGAUGACGAACACGUUACACUACCACCCCCUUAUCUCCUCACAUCUCUCAAGUCUCAUAACACAGAAGGGCCACUCUCCCUAUCUUUACGAAAGAAUGCAUCCUCAGUCGUCGCAUCAAUAGCAUAUACAUUCAACACCGUGGGUGGCUGGUCCAUUGGCAUCCAAGAUCUCGACAUCCGACCAUCAGGCGCAGUAACCUCCCGGGUCGCCACAUCUUUACCAACUAGGCUCGGAUCUAGCUGCCCUUCACCGUCAUCUUCUCCACUGCAGCCCAUCAGCUAUCUCUUCGAUACUGCCGACGACGAAACGGGGCCGGUCAAGCUUCGCUAUAGCCACCCGUACCUCCUUGCCACGCUACCAGACAACACGCUGGUCCUCCACCUAUGCACAGCGACACCCACAUCCCUCACGAUAUCGUCUGGCGUGCGUCUAUGGGGGCACACUUCGGGAAUAUCAGACGCCGAGAUUACGCCGCGCGGUAAAGCCGUCAGCGUCAGUACUCGGGGCGACGAGAUCCGCCUCUGGGACCUGGAAGGCCGUUGUAACGCUCGUAGUGUUGCUGUCAGGCCGCGACGGCGAGAAGGCAACGAUACUGGCUCGUCAACGGACCAAAGUCCGGCUGGAAGUGCGCCGCGGACGCCAACACGCAUGAACAUGGAUGAUGAACGACGAAACUGGGUGGGCUUUGACGACGAGGUGGUCUUGGUCUUGAAGGAGGCGAUCAACGGACGCGAUAGUCUGACGCUUUACGAUUUCACGUGA
Molecule: messenger RNA, 1767 nt
Organism: Cordyceps militaris CM01
Lineage: Eukaryota; Fungi; Ascomycota; Sordariomycetes; Hypocreales; Cordycipitaceae
Product: F-box domain containing protein
Exons: 1
Coding region: 1-1767 (588 amino acids)
Molecular function (GO): protein binding
Source: RefSeq, a predicted model, not a curated record